UAUAGGCCACGUGUUUUCAUCACGUGCCAACGAGCGCCGCCGGAGCAAGAUCUCUCCGGUGUCAAAAGUCUCUCUUUUAGGGCUCAAAUCGAAGCCCAAGGUCAAACCCCAAAUUCAGUGAACAACCUCCGUCUUCGUCAUCGACGAUUCACUCCAAGCGGGUGCUAGGGUCAACCUCAUCGGCACCGGAGUCCACUACGCCGGUGGCCAUCGACGAAGCCUCCCAGAUCUUCCAGGAUUGCAUGGACAUCAAAAUGAAGUAUAAGAGAGAGAACAAUUCCAAUUCGAGGUCCAGUAUUUUUGGGAGGAUAUGGUUUUCUUUGCGGAUGUUUCUGUUCAGUGUGCUCUCCUUUGGUCCUAUGCCUGCACACAUUGCUUUCAUUAUGGAUGGAAAUCGUCGAUAUUCAAAGAAACAUAAUGUCAAACAAGGUAGUGGACACAAUGUUGGCUUCUCUGCUCUCAUAUCCACCCUUCAAUACUGCUAUGAAUUGGGUGUGAAGUAUGUGACUGUUUACGCCUUCAGUAUUGACAACUUCAAACGAAAACCAGAGGAAGUCCAGUCCUUAAUGAAUCUUUUGACAGAGAAGAUUGAUGAGAUGUUAGAAGAAACCAGUGUCGUCAAGGAGUAUGGUAUCAGAGUUAAUUUUUGGGGUGACUUAAAUCUAUUGACCGAACCUGUGAGGCUGGCAGCUAAGAAGGCAAUGGCGGUAACCGCUGAAAAUACAGGCCCUGUGCUCUCAGUUUGUGUUGCCUACACUUCCACUAAUGAAAUCUUGCAUGCUGUCCAAGAAUCUUGUGCUGAGAAGAAUAACAGUAUGGCUGUAGGGUAUUCUAAUGGACGCAUUAAUUCUUCAGAAGGUUUGCUUUCAGUGGCCGAUUUGGAACAGCACUUUUACAGUGCUUCUUUCCCGGAACCUGAUAUCGUCGUUAGGACAUCAGGAGAGACUCGUUUGAGUAAUUUUCUUCUAUGGCAGACUUCAUUUAGCCAUUUGCAGAAUCCGAUUGCUCUGUGGCCUGAGUUCUCUCUCAGGUAUCUCGUAUGGUCUAUCUUGCAAUAUCAGAAAGCCUAUCCAUCUUUACAAGAGCAAAGAAUCAGGAGUAAGAAAACACAUUGAUGUUUUGCUUUGAAUCCCUUCAUUACUAUACCUUGAAAAAUAAUGCACUUUGUCAUAAUACUGCCGGUCAUACAAUACACCAACCAUGUUAUGCCUUUUAAAAAAAAAAAUUCUGAGAAAGAAGAUGUCGAAGCUAUUGGAAUCAUGUCAAAACUUCUUUGUUAUAAUGCUGAUAUAUCACAGUUGACCUUUCAAUUUUGAAGGAAAUGAAAUAGUAAUUGCCCAAUUAUAAAAGUAUGUUUUUUUUAGUGUCUGAUCUGUAUAAUGUACAAGCAGGGAAAUUCAUUCUU
Messenger RNA from Dioscorea cayenensis subsp. rotundata (Guinea yam), 1405 nucleotides. Its product is annotated as dehydrodolichyl diphosphate synthase CPT3-like. The record is from RefSeq and is a predicted model, not a curated record. Gene Ontology annotation, cellular component: endoplasmic reticulum. The transcript is spliced from 2 exons. NCBI's taxonomy places the organism in Eukaryota, Viridiplantae, Streptophyta, Magnoliopsida, Dioscoreales, Dioscoreaceae. Bases 243 to 1115 code for a protein of 290 amino acids. Gene Ontology annotation, biological process: polyprenol biosynthetic process.